Cebus imitator (Panamanian white-faced capuchin) is the source of this 2684-nucleotide messenger RNA. It is a transcript of the gene KLRG1, whose product is annotated as killer cell lectin like receptor G1. The record is from RefSeq and is a predicted model, not a curated record. The transcript has 6 exons. Bases 1181 to 1513 code for a protein of 110 amino acids. Lineage: Eukaryota; Metazoa; Chordata; Mammalia; Primates; Cebidae.
GUUUCUCUUCUCUUUCUUUUGUCCUUAUACAGUCUAUCUUGAUGAUCUUAUCCAUUCUUCAGAGUUUUAAUACCCUAUUUUCCUGACUUUAACAUUUUAUUAACUUUUAACCCACUAAAAAUAAAUUACUAAGAUGUUAGAAUGUAUUCGUUUACUUUGCUCUUCUUUUUAGUUAUCUUUGCAUGUAAAAACAAGACAAGAAAGAGAAAAUGGAAUGGAAUUUCUGACACUGUGAAGGGUAAAGACGAUAGCACAAUUCAGACAAUGUUUUGGGGAAGGCAUGGUUAUGUCUUAUUCACAAAUGUAUAUCUAGGCAAGAGUCAGUUUCUCCCGUGAUUCCAGGCAUAUACACCCAACAGUCCACUCGUUAUUGCUUAUCACUGCCCCAAAAUUCCAAGAAAUGACGAAAUCAGUCUCAUUUGGCAUACAGCUACUUUUUCAGAAGGAAACAAAGCAGAGAAAAAAAUCUGAGAUAAAUUCAUAGCUAGUAACCACUCUCACUUUUAUUCUAGCUUUUGUAACUGAAAUUGCUGGACUUGAGAGCAAUUUUCCCUUGCUCAACAGAAUUAGGUGAGAUGGGGAGUCAAUAUAUAUUUAAUGAGCAUGUAGAGUGUCAUGGAGCAAAAAAAUAACAACUUAAAAUAUUAAUUUCUAUAGGUAGCACCAGAAUUUGAAUCAUUUCCUGAAAAAUUACUUCUGCUUUUGUUUCCUGCUAGCAGUUUAGAGAUUGGGCUGUUUCUUCACUGAUACCUGUCCCUUCACACUUCUAUAAUUGAGCUCUCUCAACUGCAGGUGAAAGAUCGCUGGAGAUGACUGACAGUGUUAUUUAUUCUAUGAUAGAGUUGCCUACUGCAACCCAAGCCCAAAAUGACUACGGACCACAGCAAAAAUUGUUGUACUAGAAUGGUGACUGGGAAGAAAGGUAUCAAGAACACUGCAGAUAAUAGUCUCUGUGACUGAGGAUUUGAGGACAAAAGAGCCAUUUUUAUGUAGAGCCCCGAGAGAACAUUAUCUGAGACAGACGGCUUCUUCUUCCAGGCCUUCUUGUUCUUGCCUUGUGGCAAUAGCUUUGGGGCUUCUAACUGCAGUUCUUACGAGUGUGCUGCUACACCAGUGGAUCCUGUACCAGGGAUCCAGCUACUCCACUUGUGCCGGCUGUCCUAGCUGUCCAGACCUCUGGAUGAGAUAUGGUAACCAUUGUUACUAUUUCUCAGUGGAGAAAAAGGACUGGAAUUCUAGUCUGCAAUUCUGCCUAGCCAGAGAUUCACAACUCCUUAUCAUAACGAGCACUGAGGAAAUGAGCCGGGUCAAAGGUUUCCUCAGUGAGGCCUUUUGCUGGAUUGGACUGAGGAAUCAUUCUGGCUGGAGGUGGGAAGAUGGAUCACCUCUAAACUUCUCAAGGAUUUCUUUUAAUAGUUUAGUGCAGACAUGUGGCGCCAUCAACAAAAAUAUUCUUCAAGCCUCAAGCUGUGAAGUUCUUUUACAGUGGGUGUGUAAGAAGGUCAGACAUUGAUGGAUGGCCACUCGUCCUGACCCUCGGAUCUGUCAUGUAGCCCUAAAAGGACGGAGCCGGCCACCGGAUCUGGGGCAAGCCAUGAGCAUAUGGUUAGCAAAUACUGGACUUGCUCAGAUGUGGCAUUACAUGCAAGACAACCUCCUAGGGAUUGAUGCCUCACUGAUGGAUUCUCUUGGAGGCUAUUUAGAUAUGUGAACAAUUUAAAGACCAGAUCUAAGCAAACUGUUGAAAUAGAUAAGUUUGUUUUUUGUAUUUCUCAGUAUGCCAACUAAGGCUGCCACCCUCAUCCCCUGCCCAACCAUCUCUGUCAAAAAUACAUCUUUUUCAUAUUAUAUUCUGAGCUCAUCUGAUAAAAUCUAUGCCCAUAUAUACUAUUGCUUAUGUACUAGAGAAGUACAUUAUUACUCCUCUAGUGCAUUACCGAUCCCUGGCGGUAUACUUUUAUCCUAACAGUGAUCCUUGCAGAUCAAACUUUAUUCUAAAGAAUAAACCUAGCUGGGCAUGGUGGUGUGUACCUGUAGUCCUAGUUAUUUGGGAGGCUGAGGUGGGAGAAUUGCUUGAGCCCAGGAGUUUGAGCCUGUAGUGAGCUGCGAUGGUGCCACUGCACUCCAACCUGGGAGACCCAGUAAGGCUCUAUUUCUAAAAAAAAAAAAAAAUGCUAAUGGUGAGAAUAUAAAUUGUGGGAAGUGAGCGAGGGCAAGGUGGUACUCCCUCCUUCUUAGGCCUUCACACUUAAUGCAAAAACCUUGUCUUGGUUGAUUUUUUUUUCUGAGUAUGCAUAGAUGUGGUUGAAUAAACCAACGUAUAAUUGUAUCUUUUCUCUUUUGUGAAUAUGUGACCUGCAUAUUAAUUUCAAGAUAGCAAUGAAUUCGAUAAGGCAUUUUCAUAGAGGAAAGUUUACAGAGACAGUUUAUGUGGUUGGAUCACCAAAUUAUCCUAGGCACUAAUGCCUCAAAAAUAAGAAAAACUUUAUUAUUUUUCCUUAGCAGAGUUUAGACAUACAUAAGGAGAGAGGUGCAGUAAUGAAGGAGAUCAUAAUUCUUUUUGUCUUUAUCGUUCAUAGUUUUUUUUUUUUUUAAACGUGGACUAUAUAUUAUCUACCACUGUAUCCCAAAUACCAAAGAUAGUGCUCACAUUCAGUGACUAUUAAAUAAAUAAAUGGAUGAAU